This is a messenger RNA of Carya illinoinensis, 792 nucleotides long. Its product is annotated as ubiquitin-conjugating enzyme E2 2-like. The record is from RefSeq and is a predicted model, not a curated record. NCBI's taxonomy places the organism in Eukaryota, Viridiplantae, Streptophyta, Magnoliopsida, Fagales, Juglandaceae. Gene Ontology annotation, molecular function: ubiquitin conjugating enzyme activity. The transcript is spliced from 6 exons. The coding region runs from base 148 to 606 and encodes 152 amino acids. Gene Ontology annotation, biological process: proteasome-mediated ubiquitin-dependent protein catabolic process; DNA repair; protein polyubiquitination.
UAAUAGUAAUCAGGUUCAUUUUCUAGCUGAUCGUGGGCGGUCGCCGUCAGUUUUCUUCUCCUUAAAGUUUUUUGUUUUUAUUUUUGUUGGUGGUUUGGCUAUACAAGAUCCUUCUGAAGCUCGGUUAGGACCUCCCAGGCGCUGAGGAUGUCUACUCCAUCACGGAAGAGACUGAUGAGGGAUUUUAAGAGGUUGCAGCAAGAUCCUCCUGCGGGCAUCAGUGGUGCUCCUCAAGACAACAACAUAAUGCUUUGGAAUGCCGUUAUCUUUGGGCCUGAUGACACUCCAUGGGAUGGAGGUACGUUUAAAUUGACGCUUCAGUUUACAGAGGAUUACCCUAAUAAGCCACCAACAGUUCGCUUUGUCUCUCGAAUGUUCCAUCCUAAUAUCUAUGCGGAUGGAAGCAUAUGUUUGGACAUUCUACAAAAUCAAUGGAGCCCUAUAUACGAUGUUGCAGCCAUACUUACCUCGAUUCAGUCAUUGCUCUGUGACCCAAACCCAAAUUCUCCUGCAAAUUCAGAAGCUGCACGGAUGUUCAGCGAGAACAAACGUGAAUAUAAUAGAAGAGUGCGUGAGAUCGUUGAGCAGAGUUGGACUGCUGAUUAGCUAUGCUUGUUAGGUGCUUCGGAACUUCAAACAAUAGUCCAAUGGCCUGUUUAAAUAACUGUGGGACUUGACUUGAUUACCCAAUAUGUUUGCUUGGCUUAUGUGUUUUUGGCUUUUCCCAGAAUGUUUCUCGGAUAUGAUACAUUACAUUUUCCUUGACAUAUAAAAUUCCUUGUCAUUGUCUCA